This is a messenger RNA of Aspergillus melleus, 1270 nucleotides long. It is a transcript of the gene PHB2, whose product is annotated as prohibitin subunit PHB2. Lineage: Eukaryota; Fungi; Ascomycota; Eurotiomycetes; Eurotiales; Aspergillaceae. The coding region runs from base 3 to 1037 and encodes 344 amino acids. Gene Ontology annotation, biological process: mitochondrion organization. Gene Ontology annotation, cellular component: mitochondrion; membrane. The record is from RefSeq and is a predicted model, not a curated record. The transcript has 4 exons.
UGAUGGAAAUGCCGCGGGCGGUGAGAGCAGCCGCAGAACCUCCGCCGGCUUCGAUUCGUCUCACCUUCCGACCUGCUUUUCCUCCAUUCUCCCCCACACCAUCACCCAUCAUGUCUCAAUCACCAAAGGAACAGCUGGAGAAGCUCCAGGCGAUGCUGCAGAGGACCGGCGGCCGCGGAGGCUUUGGUAUGCCCAUACGGCCCCCCGGUGGAGGCCCCGGAGGUGGUGUCGUUGCCGCCCUCGUCGCUGUCGGCCUCGCAGGAUAUGCCAUCUCGAACUCAUUCUUCAACGUCGAUGGUGGUCACCGUGCUAUCAAGUACUCUAGAAUCGGUGGUGUGAAGAAGGAUAUCUACAGUGAAGGAACCCACAUCAACAUUCCUUGGGUCGAGACGCCGGUUGUCUAUGACGUGCGCGCGAAGCCCCGGAACAUCGCCUCUUUGACGGGUACCAAGGAUCUGCAGAUGGUGAACAUUACCUGCCGUGUUCUGUCGAGACCCCGAGUCGAUGCCCUUCCGCAGAUCUACCGUACCCUCGGUAAAGACUUUGACGAGCGUGUGCUUCCGUCGAUUGUGAACGAGGUCCUGAAGAGCGUGGUGGCCCAGUUCAACGCCAGCCAGCUGAUCACUCAGCGUGAGAAUGUCGCCCGACUGGUGCGGGAUAACCUUGCUCGCCGCGCAGCCCGGUUCAACAUUGCCCUUGACGAUGUGUCGCUUACGCACCUAACCUUCUCCCCCGAAUUUACCGCCGCCGUCGAAGCCAAGCAGGUUGCUCAGCAAGAAGCCCAACGGGCGGCUUUCCUGGUCGACAAGGCCCGCCAAGAAAAGCAGGCUUUCAUUGUCCGUGCCCAGGGUGAGGCCCGAUCCGCCGAGCUGAUCGGAGACGCGAUCAAGAAGAGCAAGAGUUACAUCGAGCUACGAAAGAUUGAAAACGCCCGCCAGAUUGCCCAGAUUCUGCAGGAGAACGGCGCCCAGAACAAGCUGUACCUGGACUCGCAGGGCUUGGGCUUGAACGUCAACGUCAACAGCGAGGAAAAAUAAGCAUAAUCCCCUUCGCAUGAGAAAAGGAGUUUAUUACAAGAGGGCGGCAGCAGCUUCUCUUGGCUUUGGUCUUUGUUUAAUUGAAAUGUAAUGGUGCUCGUUCUUGUCGGUCUCGACGCGGCGGUGGAAUACGUGACCCUGAGGGGAGGAGUAGCAUGGGGUAUUUGUACAAAUAGUUGUCUUCGAGUUUCUCCGAAUUACCAGGCGAAAUCUUUCUCUUCUCUCCUUAUGAA